AUGGCCGGAAUACCAACUACACCUGCCACUUUUCCGAUGAGUCUAGACAAACCAACGACGGUGAUGGUGGCGAGGCCAGCAAAGAAGGAAAGAGAGGAGGAAGAAGAAGUAUUGGUGAUAGAAGGGAUAGAAAUCAAUAGAGAUGAGUUUGUGAAGUUUGAUGUGUUCAUUAACGAUGAGGAUGAGGAGGCAGCGGCUGGUGGUGGGGCUGAGAAAACUGAGUGUGCCGGUAGCUUUGUGAACGUGCCACAUAAGCAAAGGAACGGACAUAGUGGUGAUGGUGGGAAGGUGAAAAAGACACAGUUGAGAAUUGGAAUAAGUGAGUUAUUGGAGGAUUUGGGUGUUGAAGAAGAUGACGAAGAUGUGGUGGUGAAAUUGGUGCCAAGGUGUGACAAUGUUCAUGUCACAGUUGGUGGUAUCAAGAUUGAGAAUGAGUGA
This is a messenger RNA of Lactuca virosa, 438 nucleotides long. Lineage: Eukaryota; Viridiplantae; Streptophyta; Magnoliopsida; Asterales; Asteraceae. The record is from the annotation of a GenBank genome assembly.